This is a messenger RNA of Episyrphus balteatus (marmalade hoverfly), 1197 nucleotides long. RefSeq names its product SAP domain-containing ribonucleoprotein. Gene Ontology annotation, biological process: poly(A)+ mRNA export from nucleus. The coding region runs from base 142 to 975 and encodes 277 amino acids. The record is from RefSeq and is a predicted model, not a curated record. Gene Ontology annotation, cellular component: nucleus. The transcript has 2 exons. NCBI's taxonomy places the organism in Eukaryota, Metazoa, Arthropoda, Insecta, Diptera, Syrphidae.
AUUAUAGGAAGUUUAUUUUUUGGGCCCUUGAAAGAAGAACAAUUUCGGAAAAAAAGCAAUAAAGAAAUUUUGUUUUAUUUUUUUCACCAAAUUAAUUUAAUUUUUUACUAUCCAAAAGUACUCUCCAAAACAAUUACAAUAAUGCCGGAAAAUGAUAUUAGCAAAAUGAAGGUUGCCGAUCUAAAGCGUGAACUCAAACUUCGUGGUUUACAAACUACUGGCAACAAGACGGAACUUCAAGAGCGCCUUCAAAAUGCCUUGAUUGACGGUGAUCUGUCGCUCGAAGAUACCGCAAUCUCCGGCGAAGAUCUUCUCGAAGAUGUUCUCACUGACGAAGAAGAGAAGGCCCUAAUACUGCCACCCGACGAAAACGAGCUACUCAAAUCACCUUCCAGUGAGGUUGCCCUUUCCUUCUCUUCCACAGAUAAACCACUCGAAGUGCCACCGCCGGCACAGGCCAAAAAAAUUGUCCUCAAACGUAAGAGUUCAAUUACACCCUUAACUUUAGAUUCGCCAGUAGUUCCAGCGGCUAAAGUUGAUACUGCAAUAAACGAUGAAAAUGGAAGCGAUACCAAAAUAGCAAAAAUCGAUUCAAAGCCAAAAAUUGUCAAAGUCUCUGCUCUAACGCUAGAGGAACGUUUACAAAUGCGUGCUAAGAAAUUUGGCAUUGAAGAGAACAAACUGAGUAGUUUGAAUACAAACUCGAGUGCGGUUGGCACUGCGGCGAUGACAGUAGCUGGCAAAGAUGUCGAUCCGAAACAGAUUGAGACACUUAAGAAGCGAGCCGAACGAUUUGGAUGUGUGGUUGCGCCUGCUAUUGCAGUAAUCACAGCAAACGAGAAAUUGGAGAAACGAAAACAACGAUUUGGUGAUGUGUCCGGCGACAGUGACAAGAAAGCAAAUGCUGAUGGAAAAGAUUUGUAUGCGGAGAAGGCGCGACAACGAUUGGAGAGGUUUAAAACGGUGGCCAAUUGAAUUCAAUUGCUUUUACUCUUAUUUCCAUCAUUAAAAAAAAAGAAAACGUUUUUUUUCUCUUCUUUAUCACCUCGGUUUAUUAUAAAAAAAAAAUGUUAAUCGAUUUCUUUCAAUAUAGUAACAUUUACUAAAAAUUUUUGUAUAAGAAGGCACUAGCCAGAUGAAUCUGUAUUUAACAACAACAAAUUAAACAAAAUGACAAUUGCUUACUUAAACUUUAAA